AUGUCUACUGAAGAGGUUGAUGAUGUCUGGGAUGAUUUUAUAAAUUUACCUGCAGAUCCUCCUGAAAUGCGUCAAAUAUGUUUUUCAUGCGAGCGACCUCAAAAUGUAUGUUGGUGUAAUUAUUUACCUAAAACAAGGCUAAAGCCCAAAUGUCGAAUUAUUCUACUGCAACACCCAGCAGAAGAAAAAAGAAGUCUUCGUACUGCUCCUAUGUUGACAUUGGGAUUGGCAGAAGAAAGUUGUGUUGUUUAUAAAGGAAAAAAAUUCCCUACAAAAAAACAUGUUGGCCUAUGGGAUAUAUUAUCAUCUAAACAGUCAGUUUUAUUGUAUCCUUCUAAAAAAGCAAUGGAUAUAGUUGAUCUACCAAAAGAAACAGAACUUCAUAAUUUGAUUAUACUUGAUGGUACUUGGCCACAAGCAAAAGCUAUUUACAAUAAUACACCACUGCUUCAAUCAAUGAUACAUGUAAAAUUGAUGCACAAAUAUGAAAGUCAUUAUAUUAUCAGGACCCAACCAACGGAUGGAUGUCUUUCUACAUUAGAAACUGCGAUUGAAGCAUUAACAGUAUUAGAAAAAGAUGAAUCAUACAAAAAUAUAUUGCUGAAACCCUUAAAUGCUCUAUGUAAUUUUCAACUACAGCAUGGUGCUGUAACACAUCAAAGCAAAGAAUUUAAAAAACGAAAUCGAACUUAUCCUAAACUAAUUGGAAGACGACUUCGACAAUAUCUAGAUGAUGGUGAUGAUUAUUAA
Molecule: messenger RNA, 750 nt
Organism: Macrosiphum euphorbiae (potato aphid)
Lineage: Eukaryota; Metazoa; Arthropoda; Insecta; Hemiptera; Aphididae
Source: the annotation of a GenBank genome assembly